Molecule: messenger RNA, 1587 nt
Organism: Plasmodium malariae
Lineage: Eukaryota; Apicomplexa; Aconoidasida; Haemosporida; Plasmodiidae
Gene: SufS
Product: cysteine desulfurase, putative
Exons: 2
Coding region: 1-1587 (528 amino acids)
Source: RefSeq, a predicted model, not a curated record
AUGACUACAAAAAUGAGAACGAGAACGAAAACGAGAACGAGAAUGAGAACGAGAAUGAGAAUGAGAACGAGAACAAGAACGGACAAUUCGUGCGUUCCGAAAAUUAUUAAGCGAAAUGUAGAAUUAAAAGCACUAGUUGAAAAGCCGCAGAUCGACAACAACAUAAUAAAUUAUUUUAAAGAUAUUAGAGGCGAAUUCCCCUUCUAUCAAAAAAAAAAGGAUUGCCCUGUUUACUUUGACAGCGCGGCAACUACACACAAGCCCUCCUGCGUAAUUCGGAAAAUAGAGCACUUUUACUCAAGCGAGAAUUCCAACAUCCACCGUGGCAUUUACAAACUCAGCCGCGAAGCAACGAACAGCUACGAGCAUGUGCGAAAAAUAGUAAAGGAUUACAUCAAUUGUGAUAGCGCACAAGAAAUAGUGUUCACCAAUGGUGCAACAUAUGGACUGAAUUUAGUGUGUAACAUGCUUAUGGAUAAAGUUAUAAUGGAAAUUGAAGACGAAAUUUAUAUAAGCUAUUUAGAGCAUCACUCAAAUAUUAUUCCAUGGCAAGAAGAAAUAAAAAAAAGAAAAAAAGGAAAAUUAAAAUAUAUACCUUUAAAAACAAGUGGAUAUGUUAAUAUAAAAAAGAUGGAAAAAAUUGUAAGUAGUAAAAUGAAAGUAGUAUCAAUAAGUCAUGUUUCCAAUGUAUUAGGCAAUAUACAAAAUGUUAGCAGACUUAUAAAAAAAAUAAAAAAAAAAAAUCCUAAUAUUAUCGUAAUAAUUGAUGCAUCUCAAAGUUUUGCACAUUUAAAAUAUGAUAUAAAAAAAAUGAUACAAAAUAAGUGCAAUCCUGAUAUAUUAAUUGCAUCAGGCCAUAAAUUUUGCGCAUCAUUAGGUAGCGGUUUUAUUUAUAUAAAAAAAUCCUUAACAUGUUCAUAUAAAUUUAAGCCACUCUUAUAUGGAAGUAAUAUAAUAACACAAGUGAAAAAAUAUAAAUCAAAAUUUGUCUCUUCCCCUCAACUUUUUGAAACUGGCACACAAAACAUUGCUGCCAUUUUGUCUAUGGGUGUUUCUCUUCUAUUUUUGAAAAAAAUUCAAAAAAAUUAUUCUUAUAUAUAUGAAAUGUAUUUGUACGAUUUGCUCAUUUACUACUUGAAUAAAUUCCUUAAAGAUAAAUUAAUACAACUCCCGUGGACAGUUCAAUCUUCUCUCAAUUGCAAUCAUAACACAGAUUAUACUAACCACAGCAUAGGAAAACCACAUGACCAUCAUGUUAAGGAACAAGUAGAAAAAAAUUCCAAUCCAUCUUCACUUGAUUUCAAGAUUUACAUUCAUAACAGUAGAAAGGUACGACGAAAAAAAAUUGGAAUACUACCUCUAUGGUCUGACAGUUUUUCCUCCUUCGAUUUAGUUACAUUUCUAGAUUUUAAAAAUAUAUGUAUAAGGUCAGGACACCACUGUGCAUCCUUAUUACAUCAUUACUUUUUAAAAAUACCUGAAAGCUCAAGGAUAUCCAUUUUUUUUUAUAACACACCAGAGGAAGUACAUUACUUAGCUGAGCAGAUUGCUGCAGUAGCACUCAUGCUCAAUGAAUUAAAAAGGUAA